Molecule: messenger RNA, 1922 nt
Organism: Monomorium pharaonis (pharaoh ant)
Lineage: Eukaryota; Metazoa; Arthropoda; Insecta; Hymenoptera; Formicidae
Product: lipase 3
Exons: 8
Coding region: 360-1655 (431 amino acids)
Biological process (GO): lipid metabolic process
Molecular function (GO): hydrolase activity, acting on ester bonds
Source: RefSeq, a predicted model, not a curated record
AUUGUUACAAUAUAUACUUACAUGAGAAUGAUCUAGAAAAUAUUAUAUUAAUACUAGAUUAAAAUAAAUAAGCAAUCUAUUUGCAUAGCGUCUAUGAAUCUUUUACUUCUUUUCGCUAUGUCAAUUAAGACUUACUACGCCGAUCAUUAUUCUAAUGAGGCUAGCGAAGCAGAAAUUAUGAUAAAUUAACAGAUGACACAUAGAUAAGUUUGCAUAAAAAUCUAAACACUCUGACGUUAUUUAUCAUACAUACAAACGACAUAAGCUCUGCAUGUACGUAUAACUACUGCGCCUUUAAGAAUAUAAUCCUCUUUGUUCUUUCAUAUUUCAUCGGUCUGCAACGAUCUUGUCGAGCAAUCAUGUUACUGCCGAUACUUCUCUUCUCUAUUCUCUUCUCCGCGAAUGCUGGAUGCUUGAGUCUGACAGAUGAAAAGGUAAACCAAAUACCAAAAUUAUAUCCAGAAUUAAAACAAAUAUCAAAUAUUACGGAUCUGUUAACACCUACUUUACCUGAGGAUGCACAGCUUACCACGAUGGAACUGAUAAGUAAAUAUGGUUAUAAUGGUGAGCUGCAUAGAGUAACCACUUCAGACGGCUACAUUUUGGAAUUACAUCGAAUAACAGGACGAGCUAAUUCUACCGAUUUAAAUAUACAAAAACCUAUUGCGUUUGUGAUGCAUGGUAUUUUGUGUGAUUCAGCGUCUUGGGUUAUUACCCGUGAGAAAAGUUUAGCAUUUAUUCUGGCGGAUGAGGGAUACGAUGUAUGGCUUGGUAAUGCACGUGGCAAUCCGUAUGCUCAUACUCAUACAAAUCCCAAUAUCACUAAAAGUGAAUAUUGGAACUUCAGUUGGCAUGAAAUCGGCACGCGUGAUCUUCCAGCAAUGAUAGAUUAUGUUGUGAAAACUACUGGUCGUAGAAAAAUGUUCUAUCUAGGACACAGCCAAGGUACCACCUCCUUUUUCGUCAUGGCUACAGAACGACCUGAAUAUCAGGAAUAUAUCGAGGAAAUGUACGCUAUGGCUCCGAUCGCUUACUGUGGUAGGCUAAAGAGUCCCUUUUUGCAAUUGCUGUCACAGUGCAUUGCUAACAAUGACCUUGCCUUCAAAUUACUUGGUUAUAAUGACAUAAAUCCUAACAGUGACUUCAUAAAAGCAUUUGAAGAAUUGAUAUGCGCGAAAAACGCUAUUACUCAGCCUGUAUGCUCAAAUUUGGUAUUUCUAGUGGCUGGAUUCGACCCUGAACAACUUGAUCCGAGUGUUAUACCGGUAGCCUUAGGACAUGUUCCUGCUGAUACAGCCACAAAGCAAUUCGUUCAUUACGCUCAACUCAUCAAGUCUGGCACGUUUUUCUUUUCGGGAAAAUUUAAACAAUACGAUCACGGAAUAUUAAAAAAUUUGAAAGUGUAUGGCUCAUUAAAUCCACCGACAUAUGAUUUGAGCAAAGUCAAAACACCAACCCAUUUGUAUUAUAGUGAAAAUGAUUGGUUAUCAAAUGUCAAGGAUGUGGAAAAAUUAUACAGUCAGUUGAGCAAUCCUUCUGGUAAGACCUUAAUAGCAAACAAGAAUUUUAAUCACGUGGACUACAUGUGGGCUAAAGACGUGAAGAAACUUGUAUAUGAUUUGAUUCUUAAUGAAAUGAAGAAAAAAUUAAAAUAAAAUACUAGCAGUUACCUAUUUUUUUUAUUUCUACAAUGACUAAUUCACUCAAUUGACGAAAAAUUUGCCAUUUUUAUCGAUUGGAUUAUCUUGUUUCAAAAUCGAUGCUUGCAUCCAAUAUAAUUUGAUAUAUAUCGGUUUGAUUUAUCAAUCUCUUGUUAAUGUGUUCGCCUCGUUAAAAAUUAUUUUGUCAGUUUAAAACGUGAUAUGUAUAUUUUGCACUUGUACUUAUUAUUAUAAAUUUCUUACAUAAAUUCGCUUGUAUAU